UCUUUUCAUAAUACCCGUGCAGAUAUGUGUUUCGGCUGCCUUUUAUUUGUACAUUACUUCCUUGAUAAUAUUUAACUAUGACGUCUUUCGUUAACGGAAACAUAUACAGGAUACGCAGGGCAAACAUGUCAAAUUCAAGAAUAUUUUUUUGCUUGAGAAGUUAUUUUCGAAAUGAAUUAUGACGGCUUCUACUAGUGAAGCACCAAGGUGUGUUAAAAUGUCAUCAGAAUUCAAAAAGGGAAAAGACCGUAC
This is a messenger RNA of Acanthoscelides obtectus, 252 nucleotides long. NCBI's taxonomy places the organism in Eukaryota, Metazoa, Arthropoda, Insecta, Coleoptera, Chrysomelidae. The record is from the annotation of a GenBank genome assembly.